Messenger RNA from Fukomys damarensis (Damara mole-rat), 3223 nucleotides. RefSeq names its product phosphatidylinositol 4-kinase beta (gene Pi4kb). Bases 32 to 2545 code for a protein of 837 amino acids. Gene Ontology annotation, biological process: phosphatidylinositol-mediated signaling; phosphatidylinositol phosphate biosynthetic process. The record is from RefSeq and is a predicted model, not a curated record. Gene Ontology annotation, molecular function: 1-phosphatidylinositol 4-kinase activity. NCBI's taxonomy places the organism in Eukaryota, Metazoa, Chordata, Mammalia, Rodentia, Bathyergidae. The transcript is spliced from 12 exons. Gene Ontology annotation, cellular component: cytoplasm; membrane.
GUAGUUCGGAAGCUCACAGUCUGGCUGUACCAUGGGAGACACGGUAGUGGAGCCUGCCCUGCUGCAGCCAACUUCCGAGCCUGCUCCUAGCCCACCAGGGAAUAACGGGGGCUCCUUGCUAAGUGUCAUCACGGAGGGGGCCGGGGAACUAUCAGUGAUCGACCCAGAGGUGGCCCAGAAGGCCUGCCAGGAGGUGCUGGAGAAAGUCAAGCUUUUGCACGGCGGUGUGGCCAUCUCUAGCAGAGACACCCAGCUGGAGCUGGUCAAUGGGGACAGUGUGGACGGUGAGAUCCGUUGCCUGGAUGAUCCACCUGCCCAGAUCAGGGAGGAGGAGGAUGAGGUGGGGGCCGCUGUGGCCUCGGGCACAGCCAAAGGAGCAAGAAGGAGGCGGCAGAACAACUCGGCCAAACAGUCUUGGCUCCUGAGGCUAUUUGAAUCAAAACUAUUUGACAUCUCCAUGGCCAUUUCAUACUUGUACAACUCCAAGGAGCCCGGAGUCCAAGCCUACAUCGGCAACAGGCUGUUCUGCUUUCGCAAUGAGGAUGUGGACUUCUAUCUGCCCCAAUUGCUUAACAUGUACAUCCACAUGGAUGAGGAUGUGGGUGAUGCCAUUAAGCCCUACAUAGUCCACCGCUGCCGCCAGAGCAUUAACUUUUCCCUCCAGUGCGCCCUGUUGCUCGGGGCCUACUCUUCAGACAUGCACAUUUCCACUCAGCGACACUCCCGUGGGACCAAGUUGCGGAAGCUGAUCCUCUCAGACGAGCUGAAGCCGGCUCACCGAAAGAGGGAGUUGCCUUCCCUGAGCCCAGCUCCUGACACAGGGCUGUCUCCUUCCAAAAGGACUCACCAGCGCUCUAAAUCAGAUGCCACCGCCAGCAUAAGUCUCAGCAGCAACCUGAAACGGACAGCCAGCAACCCCAAAGUGGAGAAUGAGGACGAGGAGCUCUCCUCCAGCACCGAGAGUAUUGAUAAUUCAUUCAGUUCCCCUGUCCGACUGGCCCCUGAGCGAGAAUUCAUCAAGUCCCUCAUGGCAAUCGGCAAACGGCUGGCCACGCUCCCCACCAAAGAGCAGAAAACACAGCGGCUGAUCUCAGAGCUCUCCCUGCUCAACCAUAAGCUCCCCGCCCGAGUCUGGCUGCCCACCGCCGGCUUUGACCACCACGUGGUCCGUGUGCCACACACACAGGCUGUGGUUCUCAACUCCAAGGACAAGGCUCCCUACCUGAUCUACGUGGAAGUCCUUGAAUGUGAAAACUUCGACACUACCAGCGUCCCUGCCCGGAUCCCCGAGAACCGAAUCCGGAGCACUCGGUCUGUGGAGAAUCUGCCCGAAUGUGGCAUCACCCACGAGCAGCGGGCCGGCAGCUUCAGCACCGUGCCCAACUACGACAACGACGACGAGGCCUGGUCGGUGGACGACAUCGGCGAGCUGCAGGUGGAGCUUCCGGAAGUGCACACCAACAGCUGUGACAACAUCUCCCAGUUCUCCGUGGACAGCAUCACCAGCCAGGAGAGCAAAGAGCCUGUGUUCAUCGCAGCAGGGGACAUCCGACGGCGCCUCUCCGAGCAGCUGGCCCACACCCCUACUGCCUUCAAGCGAGACCCAGAAGACCCUUCUGCAGUUGCUCUCAAAGAGCCCUGGCAGGAGAAAGUUCGGCGGAUCAGAGAAGCCUCCCCCUACGGCCAUCUGCCCAACUGGCGGCUCCUGUCAGUCAUUGUCAAGUGUGGUGAUGACCUUCGUCAGGAGCUGCUGGCCUUCCAGGUGCUGAAGCAACUGCAGUCCAUCUGGGAACAAGAGCGAGUACCCCUUUGGAUCAAGCCGUACAAGAUUCUUGUGAUCUCGGCUGACAGUGGCGUAAUUGAACCGGUGGUCAAUGCCGUGUCCAUCCAUCAGGUGAAGAAGCAGUCCCAGCUGUCCUUGCUCGAUUACUUCCUCCAGGAGCACGGCAGUUACACCACCGAGGCGUUCCUCAGUGCCCAGCGCAAUUUUGUGCAGAGCUGUGCUGGCUACUGCUUGGUCUGCUACCUGCUGCAAGUCAAGGACAGACACAACGGGAACAUCCUUUUGGACGCAGAAGGCCACAUUAUCCACAUCGACUUCGGUUUCAUCCUGUCCAGCUCACCCCGAAACCUGGGCUUUGAGACAUCAGCCUUCAAGCUGACCACAGAGUUUGUAGACGUGAUGGGCGGCCUGGACGGUGACAUGUUCAACUAUUACAAGAUGCUGAUGCUGCAGGGGCUGAUCGCGGCCCGGAAGCACAUGGAUAAGGUGGUGCAGAUCGUGGAGAUCAUGCAGCAAGGUUGUCGCUGUGGCACAGGAGCCUCCCCGUCUGGCCCCGUGAUGACGGUGGCCCAAGUCAUCUGUUCACAGCUUCCUUGCUUCCACGGCUCCAGCACCAUUCGCAACCUCAAAGAGAGGUUCCACAUGAGCAUGACGGAGGAGCAGCUCCAGCUGCUGGUAGAGCAGAUGGUGGACGGCAGCAUGCGCUCCAUCACCACCAAGCUCUACGACGGCUUCCAGUACCUCACCAACGGCAUCAUGUGAACCAACUCCUCAGGCCCAGGCACAGCGCGGGAUCCAGCGCCCUCCUGGAGGGCCCUCUGUCUGAGAAAUCCCACACCAGGAAACCCCACCGACCCAACCAUCCACCCGAGGGAAAUGGAAGGCGAGAAAUACGAAGGAUCAUGUGGUAACCGCAAGAGCUGGUCCGGGGCAGAGCCUGCCUCAGGGUCCCGAAUUGGGCUGCCCUGGCCCCGCGGUCAGUAUUACACCUGACAGACCCCAAGACUCACCGCCCUGGAGAACUGGAGAAUGAGGGGACGGCCUCACGUCCUGGGGCCCGGGAAGGGGGACCGAGUAGGUCCUUGGUACUUAGGACUCAGUCCUGUGGUUAGCUUUGGCCAUGCCGCUGCCCAAACCAUCCCUCCCUGGGAUUGAGCCCUAGCCCAGGUCCCUGAUAACGGGCUAUGCCAUCUGAUCUUGCACUUGCUGAGUCCCCCAUCAUGGGGCAGGGAAGGGAAUUAGCACAGUCCCUCCAGCGUAUGAGGGAACUGGCCUAGCCAUAGGGAACUUACCCUGAUCCCUCCCUCACACCCAGGGAAUAGCUCUCAAUUUUUUAUUUUUAAUUUCUGUUUGAAAUAAAGUCCUUAGCCAUCUGUGUCACUGGGGGCAGUGGCUGGUGCAGCGGAGUCCAGGGUACAAACGGCACCGCACACCACGCAG